UGUUUCUGAUCACCUUUAAAACGUUUCACUUGAAUUUUAAAAAAUAUUCUUAAUCUUUUUAGUCGCUAAUCCGUUUCAUUUGAUCUUUAAGCCGUUUCAGUGUCUCUUUAAAUUGUUCAUAUUGAACUUGAACGACUGUAAUUCAUCAACUAUGGUUCCAAGUUUGAACAGUCAAACACUUAAAGUGACACCUUAUGAAACAGCUAAUGACACAAGUCAAGGUGUUAACGCUAAAUCAGCGACAGUUAAAACGAUGGCAACAGUUUCCGAUGUUGAAUCAAAUCUUGGAACAUUAAUUAUCAAUGAUAAAGCGGACGACGAUUAUAACGAUCGGACAUUAAAACCCUCUUUUAUGCAACACUUUGAAAGAAAUCGAGAACAGCAACAAUUACAAUUGCAACAACAACUUCAACCAUCGCCCCAACCACAAGCUCAACUUCCGCUUCAUUUAGCUCCUCAAUCACCAUCACAAAUUAAUCACCAAAUUCACCUUCAAUCUCCACCACUACUACAGCCACAACUACAACAACAUCAACAACCUUCCCAAUAUCAACCAUUAUCUCGAUCAAUUUUAUUAGAAAGUGAUUUUGAUUUUAUUAGAUUUUUGUCCAACGAAGAGCUUCCUAAACGAAUAACUAAUCUUGACUUCGAAAUGGAAAAUGAAAUUGAAAAACUUAGACAUCGAUACGCAGCUAAAAGACAAAGGAUCCUCGAUGCUAUUGAAACGAAAAGAAAAUGUCAAAAUCAACAACAAAAUUUCUGAUAAAAGCUCAAAUGAAUCCUCAGAAUUUUCUCCAAAUAAUCAAUCUGAGAAUAUUUGAGAGACAAUUAAAUCAAACAUCGAUUCGUCCAUCAAUUAAUUUACACUUUUAAUUAUCCAAUAGACACUAUUGCCUUGAACAAAUUGUUUCAACUUUUAUAUUAAUCAUAUUAAUUAACGAAAAGAGCAAAUGUAUCUUAAUAAACUGAUCUUUAAUUAUUCGAUAA
Messenger RNA from Panonychus citri (citrus red mite), 987 nucleotides. RefSeq names its product serine/threonine-protein kinase hippo-like. Gene Ontology annotation, biological process: signal transduction. The coding region runs from base 152 to 763 and encodes 203 amino acids. The transcript has a single exon. Gene Ontology annotation, molecular function: protein serine/threonine kinase activity. NCBI's taxonomy places the organism in Eukaryota, Metazoa, Arthropoda, Arachnida, Trombidiformes, Tetranychidae. The record is from RefSeq and is a predicted model, not a curated record.